CAUCAUGUCCACAUCUGGCCAGAUAUCACCAACCACGGUCCACAGAAUGGGCACUGUGAAUGGGGAACCUUACCUUCCGCUUCCCACCCAUGCCCAUGUCGUCUUAACACCCUUCCGCUCGGCAGACCAGAAUGCCAUGGUGGGGCUGUGCAACAUCCCGUCAGUCGGAAUGUGGUUUUACCACCGUGCUUAUCCAUAUGCGGCCUCCGACUUCCAAUUAGAACUGGCCAAGACUCUUCCGGAGCAAGAGCAGGCGAUUGCGGCCAUCAAAGCCAACGAGCGCCCCUCUACAUUCCCUUUCAAGGUCAUCCGGGAUGUCAGAACCAACAACUUGAUCGGCGAGGUCGGCAUCUUUCCUUCGCCUGAGCACCCUCCCAGCGAGGAAGUAUGGGAGCUGAGCUACACCCUGCAUCCCGAUUACCAAGGGCAGGGCAUUGCCCGGGCAGCAGUCCGCGAGUCAGUAGAAUGGGCGCGUACUGUUUUGGGCGUGAAGAAGCUGGAGGCCUAUGCCCAACCCCGGAACUCGCCGUCGACCAAGCUGCUGGACAAGCUCAACUUCAAGGUACUGGAUGUUAAGACGUAUCCUUGGCCAGAGGAGAAAGGAGGCGGUGAAGCGACGGCUGCGCGGUAUAUGAAAGUGUUGUAGAGUUGUAUUGCGGCCAAAUGAUCUGUACACUUCCUUAUCUCGGC
Cutaneotrichosporon oleaginosum is the source of this 690-nucleotide messenger RNA. RefSeq lists its product as uncharacterized. The record is from RefSeq and is a predicted model, not a curated record. Gene Ontology annotation, molecular function: acyltransferase activity, transferring groups other than amino-acyl groups. NCBI's taxonomy places the organism in Eukaryota, Fungi, Basidiomycota, Tremellomycetes, Trichosporonales, Trichosporonaceae.